Messenger RNA from Adineta ricciae, 858 nucleotides. Lineage: Eukaryota; Metazoa; Rotifera; Eurotatoria; Adinetida; Adinetidae. The record is from the annotation of a GenBank genome assembly.
AUGUUCCAAAAACAAGCUUUAGUUAUUGGUAAUAGUGCCUAUGUACAUCAAGCCAGAAGUUCAUCUGUACAUGAUGCAAGUGAUAUGUCUUAUUUAUUACGUUCUAUUGGAUUUUUGACGCAUUCUGCUGUCAAUCUCAACACCAUCGAUUUGUUAGAACGAACGAACAGAUUCUUACAAUCCAUCCAAGCGAAUUCAAUUGUACUAUUGUAUUUCUCUGGUCUUGCUGUUCAGUACGAUGGCAAUACCUAUCUAAUGCCAACAAACAAUCAUGUAGUUAAUACAGACACUGUAAAAGAACUCUCCUUAAACAUAGACCAAUACAUUGGGAAUAUAGUUAAUAAAAGUCCUCGAGCAAUAAUAGUUAUACUUGAUUGCUAUCGUCCUCCUCAAUCAAUAAUAACUUUGACACCUUUCUUUGACAGAGAACCACUUGGAUUAACGCAAGGUCUUGCCCCAAUACGUCCGCCACCAUCAACAGUCAUCGCCUAUUCAUGCAGUCUAGGAUCAACCUUUAAUGCAUUAGCAAACAACGGUCGAAACAGUCUUUAUACUUAUUAUUUACUUCACUACUUAAGGAUGCCCAAUGUUGAUAUUGACACUGUUUUAAAAUACGUUGCAUUAAAUGUUCAAAGAGACACUGCCAAUAAACAAAUUCCUGAACGAUACAGCAAUGUUCAGGAAUAUCUUUGUCUUGUUGGUAAUCCAUAUGUGAAGAGUGCAGGAUGGUUUGAUGGUACACGGUCAGAUUCCGCUUUGCAAUCAAUGAACUUCUACACUUCUCAACAUUUACAUCUUACGAGCAGAAUUCUAUUUCAAUGGCCUUAUUUCUAUCAAAGAUUUCUCAUGCAACGAUAG